ACCCAUCAAUCAAUGCAAGUGUUUCCAUUUAACCCCUGGCUAUAUUUUUGCCCCCUGAAGAAACACCCUCCUUCCAAUUCAUUUCCAAUAAGCCAACCAAUUUACUAGGCUACCUAGUGCUUCUCUAAAUAGGACCACAUGCACCACUACUCUUCUGAUCCCAUCACAUAAUGUCAUCAACAAAGACAAUCUUAUGUCCUUCCCAUUUAUCUUCUCCCUCGCUUCAAACUAUUCAUUCUUUCUUUCCAAGCAUUUUCUGUUUCAUACGCAGUUAAGAAUAAUUUGUUGUAGAGAAUGGAAAUGAAAUCAUUUGCUCUAACAAGCCAUCUUCAGCUAUCUUCAUCCUCUACCAUGAAAAGAAGCUCCUGGAAAGACUACCAUGGAGAGACAGAAAGCAACACUACUGCAACUCACCAGGAAGAAGAUGAUGACACUUCUCUUUCACUUUCUAGCUUGUCCAAGAUCAUUCUUCCUCCUCUGGGUGUUUCAAGCUACAACAAUAAUCCUAUAGAGACUAGAGGCUGGAUCAUUUCUCCUAUGGAUUCAAGAUACAGGUGGUGGGGGUCAUUUAUGGUGCUUCUGGUAGCAUAUUCUGCAUGGGUAUACCCAUUUGAAGUUGCAUUUCUCAACUCAUCUCCAAACAAAAGACUAUACAUUGCAGACAACAUUGUUGACCUGUUUUUUGCCAUUGAUAUUGUCUUGACAUUCUUUGUUGCUUACAUUGAUUCAAGAACCCAGCUUAUGGUUCGUGACAGAAAAAAGAUUGCUACAAGGUACCUAUCAACAUGGUUCUUGAUGGAUGUGGCAUCCACUAUUCCAUUUGAGGCAUUGGCCUAUUUGUUCACUGGCACACAAAAAUUGGCUCUCUCUUACUCUUUACUGGGUAUCCUCCGAUUUUGGCGUCUCAGGCGAGUUAAGCAGCUCUUCACUAGGCUGGAGAAGGAUAUCAGGUUUAGCUACUUCCGGAUCCGAUGUGCUAGACUACUGUGUGUGACACUGUUUCUAGUGCAUUGUGCUGGUUGCUUGUACUACUUGCUAGCUGAUAGAUAUCCACACCAAGGAAGGACAUGGAUAGGUGCAGUCAUCCCGAAUUUCAGAGAAACAAGCCUUUGGAUUAGAUAUAUUUCAGCUAUGUACUGGUCAAUCACCACCAUGACAACAGUUGGUUAUGGAGACCUUCAUGCUGUUAACACCAUGGAAAUGAUCUUUAUCAUUUUCUAUAUGCUGUUCAACCUUGGGCUAACUGCUUAUUUGAUCGGCAACAUGACCAAUUUAGUUGUCGAAGGAACUCGCAGGACCAUGGAAUUUAGGAAUAGCAUUGAAGCAGCAUCAAAUUUCGUGUGCAGAAACCGAUUGCCUCGAAGAUUGAAAGACCAGAUUUUGGCUUAUAUGUGUUUGAGAUUUAAGGCUGAGAGUUUGAAUCAGAAUCAUUUGAUUGAACAGUUACCAAAAUCUAUCUGCAAAAGCAUCUGUCAGCAUUUGUUCUUGCCAACAGUGGAGAAGGUCUAUCUUUUCAAGGGUGUCUCCAGGGAAAUACUCAUGCUCUUGGUUGCGGAGAUGAAGGCUGAGUACAUUCCACCCAGAGAAGAUGUCAUAAUGCAAAACGAAGCCCCUGAUGAUGUUUAUAUAGUUGUAUCAGGAGAGGUAGAAAUCAUAGAUUCAGACCUUGAAAAAGAGCGCGUAGUGGGAACUUUGCAGUGCGGAGACAUGUUUGGAGAUGUUGGUGCACUGUGCUGCAGGCCCCAGAGCUUCACGUUUCGAACCAAGACGCUCUCGCAACUCCUGAGACUCAAAACUAGUUCUCUGAUUGAAGCUAUGCAAACAAGACAACAUGAUUAUAUAGCUAUAAUGAAGAACUUCCUUCAGCAUCACAAAACGCUAAAGGAUUUGAAGGUUGGAGAGUUUCCAUUUGAGAGUGGAGAAGAAGAUGGUGAUCCAAACAUGGCUUCUAACUUGCUGACUGUAGCCAGCACAGGCAAUGCUGCUUUUCUUGAAGAACUUCUCAAGGCAAAAUUAGACCCUGAUAUUGGAGACUCCAAGGGAAGAACCCCUUUGCACAUUGCAGCAUCAAAAGGGCAUGAAGAAUGUGUAAUGGUACUCUUAAGACAUGGAUGCAACAUACACUUGAGAGAUAUUAACGGUAACACUGCCUUAUGGGAUGCUCUUUCAUCAAAGCACCAAACCAUAUUCAGAAUCCUCCAUCAUUUCGCGAGCAUUUCUGACCCCCAGACUGCUGGUGAUCUCUUAUGCACUGCUGCAAAAAGAAAUGAUCUGACAAUGAUGAAAGAGCUUCUCAAACAUGGAUUAAACGUCGACGCAAAGGAUCGCCAAGGAAAAACAGCAAUACAAAUAGCCAUGGCAGAAAAAUAUGUAGACAUGGUAGACUUGCUAGUAAUGAAUGGUGCAGAUGUCACAGCAUCAAACACGUACGAAUUUUCUUCAACAACAUUGAACGAAAUGCUGAAAAAGAGAGAGAUCGGACACCGGAUUACAGUGCCGGACACUGUAACAAGUGAUGAAGUUAUUCUAAAGAGAGAUGAAGGGGAGCAAGAAUGCAACUCCUGCGGAAAAUCUGAUGAAUUGAAAUGUAUCAUAAGGGUGAGUAUAUAUAAGGGUCAUCCUUUGGUUAGGAAACAGGCCUGUUGCAAGGAACCUGGGAGAUUAAUCAGAUUGCCAGAUUCAUUAGAGGAGCUCAAGAGAAUUGCAGGUGACAAGUUUGGAUUUGAUGCAAGAAAUGCAAUGGUAACAGAUGUAGAAGGUUCAGUAAUUGACUCUAUUGAAGUGAUUAGAGAUAAUGAUAAGCUUUUCAUAGCUGAAGAUCCAUAUUCCUCUGUGUAACCAAACAUUGCAAGUGACUUGAUUCUGUUUGGAAUAUGAGCAAUCAUACCAAACUCCAUUUUUAGAAAUAGAAGCUUAGCUCUCUAAUGCUUAUACAAGUGAUCACUCAUCCCACAUAAUCAAUUAAUGGGAAGCAUUAGCAUUUUCUUUCA
Molecule: messenger RNA, 2990 nt
Organism: Ricinus communis (castor bean)
Lineage: Eukaryota; Viridiplantae; Streptophyta; Magnoliopsida; Malpighiales; Euphorbiaceae
Product: potassium channel AKT2/3
Exons: 11
Coding region: 295-2838 (847 amino acids)
Biological process (GO): potassium ion transport; transmembrane transport
Cellular component (GO): membrane
Molecular function (GO): protein binding; voltage-gated potassium channel activity
Source: RefSeq, a predicted model, not a curated record